UUGGUUUUGGCGUGGAUCGGAUCGGAUCGGUGGGCCAUAGCCUCCCUGAAUACAUAUAUAUGUAUAUAUACCUAAACGCCGGAUUUCGGACUGCGAGUGCAGCGGAAAAAUCGAGGAAAGUGCUCGGGACUGGAAUUCCGCAUUUGUUUACCUCCGUGUGUUUGUGUUUUUGAAACGUUUUGUGUGUUGUUUUGUUGCUCUGAAAAAAAGGAAAACAAUCUAGAUUGAAUCAACAAGAGCACUGCGCCAUCUAUCGGGGAUAAUCGGUCUCCCUCUUCUAUAAAUGUGUCCAAAACUUUGACGUAUCCGCCGGAAGCGCCUUUUCUGGCCAUAACAAGUGCAAAGCCAACAGGUGAAAAGACUGCCCAAAUCGAAGAGGGCUGCCGCAACUAUUGACUACUGAAAACUUUUCCAGCAGUUAUUAAAAGGAAGGAAUCAAAAUGUCUUUGGACAACCCCUAUUAUUUUUGCAAUGACACCAAAUCGCCGCGCACCCCGGACUCGCAGUCGUCGAGCCGGGGAUUCUCGAUCUUCAAGCGGCGGAACUCGAAGGGCAGCAGCCCCCGUCCGGUGGUGGUGACCAAUCCGGAACAGAUGCGCCUGAUCACAUCCGCCAAUCUGGACACAACGGCCACCAUGGCGUUCGGAAGUCAGCGCGGCAGCUUCAACUCCCUCGGCGGUUUCUCACAACACACGUUUGAGAUGCAACCGAUGCACAUGAACCGCCAGCGAUCAUCGAAUUCGCACUCGGAGUUCCGGGAACGCCUGAAUUCCUGCAACGAAACACACAGUUCCCAGUGCCCCGGUGGAGGAGGAGGAGUUUCUGGAGGGGAUCACGACGAGGUCUUCAAUCCGCUGACAUCGCCAACAAGUAGCAAAUCCCAUCGACAUCACACCCUGCCAAGUGGCGGAGCUCGUCGCCAUUCCCUGGGAAACUGGGCCCAACAUCAGCAGCAGCAGCAACAAAACUCGGGACCGGGAUCCCCGGAUGAGGUGCCCAGCAUGAUGGCCCCGCGUCCACCGCUCCUCUCGCCCAACAAAUUCCGCGGCAGUUCUCAUCGACGAAGAGACAACUGUGGCAACGUGAACAACGCGAGUGGAGCGAGUGCAUCCGGCUGCUUUGGACCCACCGGCUAUAACAUGGACGACAUCCUGAUCAUCACCGCCAAGCACAGCGAGCGCGCCUAUCUGCGGGCCACUUUCCUGAAGAACCACUUCGACAAGAUCACCAAGCAGCGCGGACGGAAACCAUUCAAUUUUCUGCACAUUAAAAUUGACGAUGGUCCCUUCAGCGAGGAUAUCGCCCAAAAGUACCAGAACACAGCGCUGCAGAUUGUGAUCCUGUGUCCCGCCUUGCUGGCCCUGCCACACAGUUUCCUGAUGACGCAGCUCUCGGCCAUCAUUCGCGUGGAGAAGGUCCUGGCCAUUUUGCUGGACGUCGGCGAGGAGAAGGUGAAGGAGAUGCACAAGACGGCGCUGCCGAGUUACUACAAGUGGCGGAGGUGUGUCGUAAGGGAUAACGAUCAAGUGCAGAUCAGCAAUAUCCUGGGCAUAGCCACCGAUAUCCUGGGAAGAGCUCUGUGCCAGCGACCGCCCUGCCAGGAUAAUUCUGGAGGAGGAAGUGGUGGCCUGUCGCGCAGCUUCUCGAGUUGCAGCGAAGGAUUCACUGUGCUGCCCAAGAAAGUGAAACUGGGUCAGAAUAAAGUGGUUGCUCUGCUGGCGGAACCCCUGGAGAAGAAUGAUACCCUGAAACUCCUGGUGGAGAAAUCUGGCGAACUGAUUGAGCUGCGCAACUUCAAGUGCCGCAAUCCCUACACCCUGCAGUUCUCCAUCCCAGAAGCCUGCAUGGAGAUCUCCACCAUGAUCGAGAUCCGGAUCGAGAAGAACAACAAGAGCUUGGGUGCCAGGCCCAUCAAGUGCGAGAGUCGCCUGCGGGAAUUGGAGCAGCUCUUAAGGAUCGAGGACUCACCCAUUGAAUUCAUGUGCCAUGCCUUGGGAAUUGGACCAGUGGAAAGGGAUCCCUUGGAUCAGCAUUUGCUGCAGUGUUUCCAGCGGAAUAUGCCACCCAAUUUCCAUUUGUUAAGCGGAGCCAGCGAAAGGCAGCCGCACUUCUUCACAAGAUUGGAAUCCAGUCCGGAGGAGUAUCCCACUCUGCUGCACUUUGCUGCCCGUUGGGGUCUGAAUCGCCUGUGCAUCCAGUUGAUGGAGUGCCCGGGUGGCGACACCGCUUGUGGCGUGAGAAACUGCGCGGGAAGAACUCCAGCUGAGUUGGCCGAACAGGAGGGUCAUCACAAAUUGGCCCAGAAUAUAGUGAGCUUUGCGGAGUUCCAUGAACUGACCACCAUGUACCAUUACUUCAAGGGAGUCACUCCACCAGGAGAUAGUAAUCCCAAACCAAAUGCAAAUGUGGUGAUUGAAGCCCUUCCUGGCAAGGGAAAAACCAGCAAGCCACCGAAGGAACUGCCCUCCACGGAAUACAUGGAGAUGUCCAGUGGCUCCGAGAGGGAAAACACACCCGAAGUGAGGAACAAAACGGAGACCAUGGCCAUUUCCAAUCUCAACUACAUAAGUGUGGAAACGGAGGAUGAAAACCUACAGGCUUCGGUGGCCGAAAAGAAAGUGGAAUCCGAGAAGAAACUGCCCGAAGCGGGAAGUCAACCUGGACCGGAAAAAACAACCAAUGAACUGAGGAUAAAUGAGCCGCCUUACUACCAAUCCAAGGAGCAGAAUCACCAGGUUAAGUCCUUGGAUGAGGUGGAUGCCUCGCCUCUCUAUCAAACCGACAAAUUCAGCCAGGAGUGCUCGCAACUUUUGGAGAACCAACUGGGCAACGACUACGUGCUGCAGCCCUCCAAUGUGCCAGUGAGCCAGGAUGAUGGCAACUACCUGUUCCAGCCCUCGAAUCGUCCCGUUGAGGAGCCGCUUCGAUUGAGCCGCUGCACCAACAGACAGCCGGGCUAUGGAACCCUGAAGCGAAGUGCCAGCGAUGCCUCCGCCGCCAGUCACACGCGAUCCAAUGCCGACGACGAGCUGGCCGAGAUUAUGCACGACUUCAAGAACAACGUGCUCUCCAUUCGGGAUGUGGAGCUGCUGGUGGAGCGGUGGAAGCACCGCAACGAUGUGCAGCAGAGCUUCCGGGAGAAACAGGACCAGAUUGACCAGCUGCGCAGGGAAUACGAACGGAUUCAGGAGCAGGUGAAGACGCAUCUGAAGCGGGAAACUCCCUUCGAGCGGAUCAAGAAGUUCUUUUCGCGAUCCAAAACGCCGGGAGGAAAUGACAGCCUGCUGGACGAGACCAAAUCCUCGAUAGCCACCAGCUGUAGCUUCAAGUCGAGCGGUGGAGGAGUGGGAGCGAGUGCCUCGGUGGGAGCAGGACGACCCAUCAGUUCGCUGAGUCUGCAGAGUGUUUCCAGUUCGAGUUCCUCCUCGGGAAGACUGAGCACUGGCAGCAAUUGCAGUGGCGCCUCGCUGGGAGAUUCGGGUACCCACUCGGAUCACGAGGAUCGCCGUUUUCCGCACUGCCGCAUGAUGGAUAACUACUUGGUGCCACCGCCACCCAGACCUGUAUUCACGCCCAGUUCAACGCCAGGCGAUGAACGCCAUCAGAUUGUGUUCCCCUCGCCAAUGUCCAGCUGCCAGCGACUAAACACCCCGACGAGUCCCACGGGAUCCGAGCACUACCAGAUGUUCCCCUCGAACAUUCCGGUUUAUGGCAGCCAACCGCUGGCCAAUUCGCAGAGCAGUAACUACCUGAACACCAUCAUGGAAGCCAAGGAGCAGGCGGAAACGCAGCACUACCAGAAUCAGAACGGAGUCACCCUGCAACCCAUUAAGCUGAAUGAGAGAUCGAACAUCAUUUAUGGCAAGCUGACCAAGAGCAGUUCCGCCAGCGGAUGCAGCUCCUUCAAGCCGAAACAGAUCCCAGUUCCCUGUCCCCAAGUGGGCAGCAUUGAGGUGCAAGCGGAGGUCUACCAGAAUGUGGGGGAUAUUCCACCGGAGAAGGAAUCGAAAACAGAGGAGGAGGCACCAAACUACAUGAACUGCUAGGCCAUCCAAACGAAACAGAUCGAAAUCGAUUCGAUUCGAAAGAGAUUUAGUUUGAUGAAAAGAAAUAAGCUUGAUAUUUGUUUAGUCUGUAAGCUCAUCCAUUUGCAUACCAAACGAAAGGAUGAAAUGAGUAUGAACUAGUUAUCGGUAUUCUAACUAUAGUUUUAAGAUAUUCAAAAGUGAACUAAAAGCCUUGGAAAUUAAAUAUCUUUUGAGGUUUCAAGAUCACUUUGGAUUAUUUGUAUUAUCUACGUAGUCUUCGGUUUCAGCAUCUAAUUGUAUAUUUGUGAAACGAUUGCAAGCAACCAAAUCAACAUAUCGUUAGCUCUUAAGUGUAGAUCCUAAGUCGAUACCAACGAACCAAGCAGAUGACAUAUCAACGCGAUUCAUUCAAGUUUAGGAAUAACCCAUUUAGUGCUAAGAUUCCCACCUUUGGCAUGCCGUUAAGCAUGAAAAACUCGUUCAUUCUUCUCUCUUCAACACACACAAGUUAAAUGCAAUAAAUUUUUUUAUAUAUAAGCAAA
Drosophila ficusphila is the source of this 4570-nucleotide messenger RNA. RefSeq lists its product as uncharacterized. Bases 441 to 4046 code for a protein of 1201 amino acids. The record is from RefSeq and is a predicted model, not a curated record. Gene Ontology annotation, molecular function: transmembrane receptor protein tyrosine kinase adaptor activity; fibroblast growth factor receptor binding. Gene Ontology annotation, cellular component: cytosol. The transcript is spliced from 7 exons. NCBI's taxonomy places the organism in Eukaryota, Metazoa, Arthropoda, Insecta, Diptera, Drosophilidae.